AUGUCGGAUUUCUUGCAUCCGAAUAUUCCAUCAUACCCUGCUCGCAUUGACACCCCGAUAUGUGACGUCCUCGGGAAGGAAUGGAGUAAAGAUCCGAAUAAUGGGGUAGCGGAUGACCUGUUCGAAGGCUUUCCACCAUACACAGAUUACCAAAAAGUUCCAGAGCAGAACUUUGGACCUGCCCAGCAAUACGACAACAAGCAAGAGCACAACCAGUCGCUUCCAGAGACGGGUUCAUCAACAGGGUGGUUGUCGGAUCAAACCCAAUCCAAUCAUAUCCCAGAACAAAUUCAAUCAUACGGAUCCCUAAAUAGACAAAGCUGGGAUGAGCAAAGCCAUGGGUAUCAGCCCGUUACUGAGCCGAAUUCUAUACAACAUGCCCAAGAAGUCCAAGAUUCGGGCUACAUUGGGCAGUAUUCUAAUGAGGACAGUUGGAGUGGACAGACAUUUGACCAAUUCCCAAUCGCGCAACAUCAGUUGCAGGAAGCACAACAGGGCCAAGCUCCCAGCCAUGCAGACCAAUCACUGAAUGAGCGAUAUCCUAGUGAACACUGUCCGAACUCGCUUGCCACACAGCAACAAAUCCAUAGACUAGAUCAACAAGCUGUAAGCAGUCAAUCCUCGGUGGGUUGGGGCCACGAACUUGGACAGUAUCUAAAGCUACAAAAUCGAGAAGCUUCCCUUCAAAGAAGCAAGCAAUCUCCCGUCACCCAAGAUCCAACGCAAUCUUUAGACCAGCAAGUUACAUCUCAAAGAGUGCCACCUGCGAAUAGCCGCGAUGAUAAUGACAAGCACAGCUCGACGACUUCAUACAAUCCCACUGUAACUUUCGAAGGAUCUGGACUUUCAGAAAAGAUUCCUUGGUCUCUUGUCAUCCAUCAACAAGGACAUACUGCCGGGAUCCGGUAUCACUUUCUGCAAUGUGCUCAGAAUGAACUAAAGAUUGAGGGCGAGUACUUCAAGUUCAGUGGUGCUUAUGAUAAUGAGCUUAUAGUUAAUAACAAUGGCACUUGGGGAUUUAUAACGGUCGUUACAGGGAUGACCAGAGACGAGUUUACUGUUAUCCACAAGAAGAUACUGAAUAUCCCGCCCAUGAGUCCCCGCUACUCAUCGCGUCCCGGACUUGCGGAAGUGAGAUUAUUACUCGACAGACAAUGGUGCAUUUUGAAUUGCCUACAGCACAUCGGCGUAGAAAAUGCUUGGCACAUAUUCUCAGGCUUUGGCCAAAAUAUCUGGAUGAUUGAGGCAGGUACUAUGGCACACGCGGAAGGCCAUUCCACAGGUUGGUCUUCCGGUGUCAAGGAUAUUUUGAAGGCUCUAAAAGAAAUGGUAUCGGCUGAGGAAUUGGAGAGACUGGGAAAAAGUGUGGACAAUUCUUGCGUAGAUGAUGGAACUCAUAUGAAGAGGGAGGUCAGCAGACUGUUUUGGCAGUUCACGUCUCAGACGCAGACCCAGUCGAGGCGGAUAUGGGAGGAAAUGGGUUUUCAUAGAGGGAAGGCCUACAAGACUUUCGACCAGGCAACAUCGUUUGCCAGAGGUAGAUACCCGAAGCGGGCGAGAAGAUAG
This is a messenger RNA of Cadophora gregata, 1566 nucleotides long. RefSeq lists its product as uncharacterized. Lineage: Eukaryota; Fungi; Ascomycota; Leotiomycetes; Helotiales; Ploettnerulaceae. The record is from RefSeq and is a predicted model, not a curated record. Bases 1 to 1566 code for a protein of 521 amino acids. The transcript is spliced from 3 exons.